UGUUAGAAAUAUUUCACGCUUACAAUCGUAUUGAAUUUUAGAAGUUUUCAACUUCAAAUUGGCAUAUAGAUAAUACGGAUAAAUCAAUUAAAAGAAGAACAAUCUCGUUUCUUAUUAUCUCAUGCUAAAUCACAAUAAAAUCAGUAACUAGAUUUUAUAAAGGUUUGUUCAAGCAGAAGCGGAACGCUUACGAAAGGUUUUGUGGUACAUAUGCUGCAUAUGGGAGAAAACGAACACACUUGGAGUAAUACUUAAGUAGUUCACUAUACUUAAUCGUGCUACAACGGUACUGUACCCAAAACAACUGACCGUACAGUACAUGGUAUGCAUUUCUGUUAAAAAUAGUUGACCGUUAAAAAUUCAGUAUUAGAAGACUACUUAACACGGACUGUUUAACUUGGAGUGCUUAUUAUAAUAUUUAUAAUAACUAUAUUAAAAAUAAGUGGAACACCUCUAACUUCAGUUCUAACCUGGAAAGUUGAAGAAAUUUCUUACUUCACUUCUUCUUACUUCUUACUUUACUAAAAAAUCAUACCAUGGAGAAAAUUUAUCCAGAAUUCACAGAAAGCAAGAAACCAUCGCAAGAGGCUAAUAAACGCAUUCGUAAGACCCCCAAAGUAGGCGACUACUUUCGGAUAAUCCAUGAAAAUUGGCGCACAUAUGAAGUUCGGGUAAAUUCGGUCAAUGCAGAGAAACAACUAUGCGUUGUUUAUAUUUGUGGAUUAUGUAAAGAGUGUAUAGCACAUUUUAAAGAAUUAUUGCAAUCUCACGGAUACUCUGCUCGAGUUGAACAAUGGACUGAGUACAGAAAAGCUACUCUAAGUGUUACAAAAGUAUUCGAUUGCUCCGCAUGUGCUGUGGGCAAUACCUUACGGGUGAAAUGUGAAGAUGGAUUGAAUUAUGAGGCGCAAGUAAAGCAAAUAAUCAAGGAAAAAUACCUCUAUUUAAUUUGGAUAAACUGCUUUGAUGCAAUCAAAGUAGUCACAUUUGAUAUGUUAAUGCCCUGCCACGAAGUAGAGCAAGUCUACGAAUAAGAAGUAAAAUGAAUUUAAUUAUAUCAUCAAAUAAUAUGGUAUGUCACCCAUUGACGUACUUUGAAACCGAAAAGAUUGAGUUUAUUUUUAUACAAUAUUUUUGUAUUAUGAGUUCGAUCGAUCAAGGGUUAAGUGUUUGCUAUCACAUCAAAAACAUUUUUUUAAUAUAUGUCAUGUUUAAUAUUAUAUAAAAUAAAAAUAUAUAAGUUCUAAGACGGGAAUGAUAUGAAGUAAAUUUGAAUCACAAACUUAAACAUUAUAAAUCAUUUCACUA
Molecule: messenger RNA, 1308 nt
Organism: Teleopsis dalmanni
Lineage: Eukaryota; Metazoa; Arthropoda; Insecta; Diptera; Diopsidae
Exons: 3
Coding region: 537-1034 (165 amino acids)
Source: RefSeq, a predicted model, not a curated record